AUGUUUGAAUACCAGGGGCACACCUCCAGCUGCGGGCCUCAGCUCCCUUCGGGGCCUGCACGCCUGGCUUUGCGCUGGAGUGGAAAACGCUGUGUUGGAGCCCAGCUCUCCCCAUUGGGGCUGCCCCUGGCUCUGUGCCUAAUUGGGGAACCGACAGGUGGGCUUCCCAACACCAUCUCCUUCAGCCUGGAAGAGGAGGAGGAGCUGGAAGGCAGAGGGUCAGCAGAAUUCACGUGCUUCUCGGAGGACCUCGUGGCCGAGCAGCUGACCUACAUGGACGCGCAACUGUUCAAGAAAGUAGUGCCUCACCACUGCCUGGGCUGCAUUUGGUCUCGAAGGGAUAAGAAGGAAAACAAACAUUUGGCUCCUACGAUCCGUGCUACCAUCUCUCAGUUUAAUACCCUCACCAAAUGUGUUGUCAGCACCAUCCUGGGGGGCAAAGAACUGAAAACUCAGCAGAGAGCCAGAAUCAUCGAGAAGUGGAUUAACAUUGCUCAUGAAUGUAGAAUCCUGAAGAAUUUUUCCUCCUUGAGGGCCAUCGUUUCAGCACUGCAGUCUAAUUCCAUCUAUCGGUUAAAAAAGGCUUGGGCUGCCGUCCCGAAGUAAGUUCCCAAGUGUCUGCUCUACUUUUCUUUGGCUGGGGUGGUUGGUUGCUGCAUCAGUGCUAUAGGUCCUCACCUUCAG
Messenger RNA from Galeopterus variegatus (Sunda flying lemur), 684 nucleotides. RefSeq names its product ral guanine nucleotide dissociation stimulator-like 1. NCBI's taxonomy places the organism in Eukaryota, Metazoa, Chordata, Mammalia, Dermoptera, Cynocephalidae. Gene Ontology annotation, molecular function: guanyl-nucleotide exchange factor activity. Gene Ontology annotation, cellular component: plasma membrane. Gene Ontology annotation, biological process: positive regulation of GTPase activity; Ras protein signal transduction. The coding region runs from base 1 to 606 and encodes 201 amino acids. The transcript has 4 exons. The record is from RefSeq and is a predicted model, not a curated record.